ACAAGUCUCUCUUGUUUAUAAUAUAUAUAAAUAUCUGUGGCUUCGAGAGUUUCUCAGGCUGCUGUUCUUGCACCAAGUGAUCAAGGCUCUGCAGAAAUGAAGAACAGUAACAAUUCUCAGCAGAGAACCGGCGUCCGGCAGUACCACAAAUCCGAGCUUCCCCGGCUCCGGUGGACGCCGGAACUCCACCAACACUUUGUUGAAGCCGUCGAAAGUCUCGGUGGUAAAGACAAGGCAACACCGAAGCGUAUUUUGCAGAUGAUGCGUGUGAAAGGAUUAAGGAUCUCCCACGUUAAAAGCCAUCUUCAGAUGUACAGAAGCAUGAAAGGGCAUUCCAUCAUGUCACCAGUUCAUCAUCAUCAUCAAGAACAUAAAGGAACAGCUUGUGCUAAUGAUCUGCGUAUCUGCUCCAUUUGCUUACCCCAAAGAUCGCCGGGAGAAAAAGUUUUAACGCCAAAAUAUAGCAAUAAUGUAAAGAGAGAAUUGCAUCUGUUAGAUAUCAAAGGGCUUUCACAAAGUAGUGAAGAGAUUUAUUAUGAUCUCAACCAGGAGCCUUAUACAACGACAAGUACAGAAAAUAGUGGCACAGCUCCAUUUGGUGACUACCCACUCUCUUUUGAUCAGUCACAUCUGUUUCCAGUAAAUAUGGUGCAUAGUGGGAAAGAACAAGAAGAAGACGACGAAGACGAAAAGGAUCAAGUCGUUCAUGACUCUACUAGUUCAACACAGUCUCUUGGAAGGAAUAAUUACAUAAACUUAGACCUAACUAUCUGAAUCUCUACAAUAAUGCCCUAUAUUUGCUGAAAUUUUUUUUGACCACUUCCUAUAUUAUUAGCUUAAUGACCCACAAUAUAUUAGUUAGUGGCUCAUUUUCUGUUUACAUUUAAUUUAACUAUAAUAAAAUGGAUCAUGAAAUUAAU
Molecule: messenger RNA, 920 nt
Organism: Neltuma alba
Lineage: Eukaryota; Viridiplantae; Streptophyta; Magnoliopsida; Fabales; Fabaceae
Product: myb family transcription factor PHL8-like
Exons: 5
Coding region: 97-774 (225 amino acids)
Molecular function (GO): DNA-binding transcription factor activity; DNA binding
Source: RefSeq, a predicted model, not a curated record